UCUUCGCAUUUUCGAUAUUCUAAUGCGAUAAAAGCGGAUUACGGGGCUUGUACACGGCUAACGGGAACGCGCCAGAGAUGGAGCCUUGUACUGAACUUGUGAUCAAGGUGAACUAUGGAAGUGUGCUUCGACGUUUCAGGGUGCCUGUUAACGCAAAUGGACAGCUUGAUAUUGACAUGACCCAUCUUCGGGAGAAGAUCAUUUCUCUCUUUAAUCUCCCGGUGGAUGCUGAACUGUCUCUGACUUACACCGAUGAAGAUGGAGAUAUGGUGACCCUUGUUGAUGACAAUGAUCUUCAUGAUGUGGUGAAUCAGCGCCUUAGAUUCUUGAAAAUAUACGCUCAACUGAAAACCGGCAUCUCAAUUGCCUCGUCUUCUGCAGCGAGUAGUGAGUGUUCAACACCUGUGGUGGGAUUGCCACAUAUUGAAGACCACCUUACCAAAAUUCACGAGGGUCUGAAUGAAAUAUUGAUGGCUGUGCCAAAUCCACUGCGUGAUACCAUCUCAAAAGUAUCUAUGGACCUAGCAUCCAGCACUGUAUCCAGCAGUCCUGUAGUUGGGGAGAUGCUCCAUUGUAUUUCCAAGCUGGGCCAAGUGACACAUCCUCGUGAAAGUAGUCCUUCCUCACUUGUCACUCAGACCGUCUCUGGAGAUGGAGGGUUGCCAUCGGGGUCCACAACCUCAGGUCCUUCCUCGGGCAGGGAGGUGCUAAUUACUAAUGUACCUGUGGUUGAUCUGAAUUUGGAGCCUCCGUCUGAUGGAAAAGGCCCUUCCUCUUGUGAGCAGAAUGUUUCGAAGGAGACUCGGAACCAAUGGAGACCCUUUGCUCUGUCACCUAGUGUCCCUCCAAAGACCACCACCUUUCCUGCUUCCUUCUUGUCAUUUCCGGGUGCGGGUUUCAAUGAAUGUCCAUUUAGUGGCACUCCUGUGAAUUGUGACUCCAGCCCAAAUUUUUUUAACAAACAUCCUCCUCCUAGUUGCCCAGACAAGAUUUCCUUUUGUAAGUACCAUGAGCAUAAGGGCAUCCGCUGUGAUGGAUGUGGGGUUCUUCCAAUCACUGGACCUAGGUUCAUGUCAAAACUGAAAGAAGACUAUGAUCUCUGCAGCACCUGCUUUUCACAGAUGGGUAAUGAGAGGGAUUACAUCAGAAUGGACGAGCCUGCUUCAGUCCGAGUUUUUCGUAAAACCACGGGACCAGCGAUGAUUGGUCAUAAACCUCGGGUUAGCUACCCUGCGCCUGUGCAGUCGCUGCCUCAGGGAGGUUUACGUUUUAGGACGGGUCGGCUUAAGCUAGACAGUCGUUUCGUCUGUGAUGUGAAUGUAAUAGACGGGACUAUAGUGGCUCCAUCUACUCCAUUCACUAAGAUUUGGCGUAUGAGAAACAAUGGCUCCCUCGUAUGGCCCCGUGGCACACAGCUUGUCUGGAUUGGUGGAGACAGGUUCGGCAACUCGGUGUCCGUUGAUCUAGAGGGUGUGGGGAUUGACAGUGAGAUCGAUGUUGCAGUGGAUUUUGUUGCACCUGAGACACCUGGCCGUUACAUAUCUUAUUGGAGGAUGGCUUCCUCUUCUGGUGUUAAAUUCGGGCAACGUGUGUGGGUGCUGAUCCAUGUUGAUGCAUCAUUGAAGAACUCUGUCGUAAGUGGGUUCCAUGGACUGAACUUAAAUGCUUCUCCUGAUGAAGAUAGCUCUAGUGAAGUCUCUAUCUUGGAAGCUCUUACACCCAUCGCCGAUUUGAAACCAAAAGUGGAAGAAUCCGAAGCCAUGGAAAAGAAUGGUUUGCGGAUUGGAAAAGUUCCUCCUCCCAUUUCUCAUCCUAAACAUGCUCCUUCGUCUUCUUCAAGCCAAAUCAUUGACUUAACAGAGCUGAUAGCCCCGGCCAAGGCAUCACAUGGACCUUCCUCUUCCAAGGAGAUACCGAUUUCAUUUGACAAGUGUAAGGAAGUGAGUGGUUCUGAGCAAGACCUGCUCACGGGACUCGACGGAAAGAAUGACGUCGAGCAAGCCCUGCUUAAGGAACUCGAGGAGAUGGGUUUCAAGGAAAUUGAUCUUAACAAGGAGAUCUUGAGGAAGAACGAGUACAACUUGGAACAAUCUGUUGACGCCCUUUGUGGAGUUUCUGACUGGGACCCGAUCCUCGAAGAACUCCAGGAGAUGGGAUUCCAUGACAAUGAAACGAACAAGAGACUGCUGAAGAAGAACAAUGGAAGCAUUAAGGGUGUGGUGCUGGAUCUUCUGGCCGGCGAAAAGGCCUGAACUUUGGUAAUGAACUCUCAAAAGGGUCUUUGCCUUUGAUUUGGGAUUUGGAGCUCUGCCAUUUAAAAAAAAAGAUAUGUUUGGUAAAUAAACCUCUUUAGUUAUCUCUAUGGUUUCUCGUAGUUUAUUUGAAUCCUUUGCUUUUA
Tarenaya hassleriana is the source of this 2398-nucleotide messenger RNA. RefSeq names its product protein NBR1 homolog. The record is from RefSeq and is a predicted model, not a curated record. The coding region runs from base 78 to 2252 and encodes 724 amino acids. Gene Ontology annotation, molecular function: protein binding; zinc ion binding. Lineage: Eukaryota; Viridiplantae; Streptophyta; Magnoliopsida; Brassicales; Cleomaceae. The transcript has 8 exons.